Messenger RNA from Rodentolepis nana, 768 nucleotides. Lineage: Eukaryota; Metazoa; Platyhelminthes; Cestoda; Cyclophyllidea; Hymenolepididae. The record is from the annotation of a GenBank genome assembly.
AUGCCGUGGAAGGAACUCGUUGAAGAAAACAUCGCUUUCCCCCUGUCUUUCCGCGAGUGGGAUCUAAUGAGUCAAACCUACCCACUAACUAAUACUUAUCCCCCAAUGCGUUUGAUUCUCGUGUCCCCUUCAAAUGAAGCCUCCAAACAAACAUUUGAUCUCCAAUUCGAUCCACCCAGUGCCUACUUCCAAGUUUGCGAGAGCUGCUAUGAAGAAAUUGAACUCGAUCGAUUGAAUUUCAAGAAUGCUCGCCUGUAUUUUCGACUCUGUGACAAUCCAGAAACUGCUAUCAACUUGGAUGCUGAAGAAAUGCGAUCUAAAGAGAGGGCCUCGAUGACUGACAGGCCACGUCGCUCUUUAAAAAAACGUGAUGAUAUUUGCGUUACUGUUAAUGGUAGUAUGACCCUGCUUACUUUACGAUCAUUACUCAUUGAACAUUUCAAAGCUUAUCCCAUGGAUCAGCACUUGAUAAUAAACGGCGUUGAAUUACUGGAUAAUCAUAAAUCACUUUACCAAUUGGGUAUUAGACCGGAUAUGGUGAUAUUUGCCUGGGUCGAUCCAUCAAAUUCUACAGUCGAUUUAGAUUAUGAAUUUCCUGACGGAGAUGUUCCCCCAGGUGGCUCAACCAGAGGGAAAGGUAAAAUUUGGGGCUAUUUUUCCCCCUCUGUGUGUGUGUGUGUGUGCGUGUUUCUAAGCUGUCAUCAUGUUCAUCUCUUCUUUUCCACUGUAGAAGUCGGCUUUGCUGGAACCCGAUUGACAAACUUUUAA